This is a messenger RNA of Neoarius graeffei (lesser salmon catfish), 15044 nucleotides long. RefSeq names its product microtubule-associated protein 1Ab (gene map1ab). Gene Ontology annotation, biological process: microtubule cytoskeleton organization; regulation of microtubule depolymerization; axonogenesis. The record is from RefSeq and is a predicted model, not a curated record. Gene Ontology annotation, molecular function: microtubule binding; actin binding. The transcript has 7 exons. NCBI's taxonomy places the organism in Eukaryota, Metazoa, Chordata, Actinopteri, Siluriformes, Ariidae. Bases 37 to 11313 code for a protein of 3758 amino acids. Gene Ontology annotation, cellular component: dendrite; microtubule associated complex; cytosol.
CACCGACACCGCAGCAACCACGGCGGGAACUUCUCCAUGCUGAUAGUGAUCGGAGACAUCAGCACCGACCACCAGCUGCAGAUCGCCAAACAGCACAUCGAGCGCGGGAUCUGCUCCUGGAACAUCAGCCUCGAAGAAUGUGAUCUGAACAAACAGCUUCAGCUCUUCAUAACUAGACACUCCGCCCAGUUUUCUGCAGAGGUCAGAGGGCAAAGGACUCUACACCACAGAAGUGAUGUACUUGAAACAGUUGUCUUAGUCAAUCCAUCAGAAGAUACGGUUCUUUCAGAGAUCCGGUCUCUUGUGUCUGACCCAGCUGUGCACAAACUACUGGUCCUGAGUGGGCAGAACUCGGACCAAGGUGACCUGGUUCUUCAAACUGGGGUUUUUACUCAUCGAGCCGUCUCACGUGUCUUGGCUGAUCCUGGGGUUGUUAACCUGGAAAAAGCAGUCCCAGGGCAGCGGGCAACACUCACUGUGUCUUGCCAGGCUGAGGCAGGUUGGACAUCCCUGGGACAGCAUUUGAAGGAGGUUAUGGACUUCAAAUUGAAUCCAGAGCCCAUACUCCCCAAAAUGGAAGGCGUCACAGAGUUCACAGAAUACAUUUCUGAGACUGUAGAUGUCCCAUCCCCAUUUGAUCUGCUCGAGCCACCCACAUCUGGAGGAUUCCUUAAGCUAUCCAAGCCUUGCUGCUAUAUCUUCCCUGGUGGUAGAGGGGACUCUGCUCUGUUUGCAGUCAAUGGCUUCAAUAUUCUGAUUGAUGGUGGAUCUGAGAGAAGGUCAUGCUUCUGGAAGCUUGUCAGACACUUGGAUCGUAUUGAUUCCAUUCUUCUCACGCACAUUGGUGCUGACAACCUCCCUGGUAUAAAUGGACUGCUUCAAAGGAAGAUAGCAGAACAAGAGGAAGAGCAGUCACAAGGCUCAACCACUUACAGUGACUGGAUGAAGAACCUCAUCUCACCAGAGCUCGGAGUUGUGUUCUUCAAUGUACCAGAGAAGUUGCGCACAUCUGAAUCAAACUUAAAAGUCAAGCGUAGUAUUGAAGAGGCCUCUCUGACCUUGCAGUACCUUGACAAGCUUGGAAUGACACCUGAACCUCUUUUCCGAGUAGUUAGUAAUACAAUUGAACCUAUCACUCUUUUUCAUAAAAUGGGUGUGGGCAGGUUAGAAAUGUUUGUCCUCAAUCCUGUGAAAGACAGUAAGGAGAUGCAGUUUCUUAUGCAGAAGUGGGCUGGUAACAGCAAAGCAAAAACUGGGAUUGUUCUUCCCAAUGGAAAGGAAGGAGAAAUAUCUGUGCCGUACUUAACAUCCAUUACAGCUCUAGUGGUGUGGCUUCCUGCCAGUCCAACAGAGAAGAUUGUUAGAGUUCUAUUCCCUGGCAAUGCUCCGCAGAACAAAAUUCUUGAGGGGCUAGAAAAGCUAAAACACCUGGACUUUUUGCGAUAUCCAGUGGCUACACAAAAGGACAUUGCUUCAGGCGUCUCACCCUCUGUUAUAAAACAGCCAAAAUUAAAGCAAAGGGCUGAGAGCAAAGAAAGUCUUAAGUCAUCACCCAAGACACACACACCUACCAAGGUUGUAAAGAAGGAACCUGAAGAAGAAGACACACCUAUUGUUGAGACAAAGACUGAAACUGUUAAGGAGAUCAAACCUGAGAAGAAAGAGGAGAAAAAACACACCCGACCACUGAAACCAAAAACUGAGAUAACAGAAAAGAAAAAGUUAUUAAAGGAAAAAUCAAUUAAAAAAUACACCAAAGAAAGAGCAACUAAAAUGGAUGAGAAAAAGGACAAGGAAAAGAAAGAGAUCAAGAAAGAAAAACAUGACCUAAAAAAAGAUGACUCUGUGAAAAAAGAUGACAAAAAAAUAAAGAGCAAAGAUGGUUUAAAACCAGAAUUGAGGAGAAUAACCAAACCUGAUCUAAAACCAUUCACACCAGAAGUCAGAAAGACUCUUCACAAGGCAAAAACCCAAGGGAAACCCAAAACAACUAAGAGUAAGACUCCUAAGGUAGAGAUUAUUGCAGAACCAGAUUCCAAGAAAGCCAAGUCUGAAAUGCAAGAGAAUGAAACAGCAGAGGUUAGAUCUGUUCCCUCAACUCCAGAAGAUCUGACAAAAGAUUUUGAGGAGCUUAGAGAAAAUGACAUGCAGAUAACUCAAGCUGAGCCAGAGGAAAUUGCCAGUGAACCUUCAAAAACAGCAGUAGAGGAAGAACUUGGACCAAUCCCUGAUACUAUUGCUGAGAAAGAGGAAGUCUUUGAUUCUCAGACUGCAAGACAACCCCAGGAACCAAGACCUCAAGAUAAGGAUGAAGCACUAGUGCCAACAGAGAUCAAAGGAGAACCUGAAAAAACUACAGAUGAGUGCCAGGUACAAGAGGGUGAUAAAUUUGAAGAUGAAGGGACUGCUAUAGAGGAUGAGGAAGAAGAAGAAGAAGAAGUGUUGACAGUUGAGAAGAAAACAGUCGAAGAGGAAGAGGAUAUGGGAAUAGGGGAUGAAGAAGAUGAAUCAAUGGCAAAGGACACUAAAGAUAUGGAGGGAGUUGACAGAAAACAUGAAGUGGAGGAAAUGGAAAAACACAAAAGCAGGGAAGAGCUUACAGACAUAACAAAGACAGAAAUUGAGGAAGUGCAAACUGAAGAUGAAUAUGUAAUUGAAAAGGCUGAGCUGGAGGAGGCAGAAGAUUUGGACGCUAUUGCAGAUGAAGAAAUCAAAGAUACUGCUGAUGAAAAAGUUACAAAGGAAUGGGAGUACAAAACAGGGGAGGAUACUCAGGCAGCCAAAGUGGAAGAGGUUGCAUCCAAAGUCCAAGGAACUGUUGCAGCAGAGAGUUUAUCCUAUAUUCAGGAUGAGACCAUACCUGGUUACUCAGAAACUGAGCAGACAAUCUCAGAUGAAGAGAUUCACGAGGAAGCAGAGGACAGAAUACACCAUCUUCAAUAUGAAGUCAGCACAUAUGAUGUCUCAGUACCAGACCAACCAGGUUCAUUUGAUGCAAUCCAUGGCAUGAAGGUGAUGCAAGCAAUGGGUGAUGAAACAGCAAAACCAUUUAUGGGUAUCCAAGAACCUGCUAUUUCUCUGUACACCAGUAUAAUUGCUGCUCCACUGGCAGAGGAGGAACAUGUUUCUUCAGCAACAUCCAUCACUGAGUAUGAAAAAGUUUCCUCUUUUCCGACCUCUGUUACUGAUGAUCAGUCAGUGGCAUCUGUCACAGCACCUCAGACUGAAGACACUGGAAAGAGCUCGCUAGAUUUGGACACAGUUAACAUUGUACAUCCCAUAAUACAAACAGAAGCUAGUCAAGGAAAAGACUACUUACACUCUGCUGGAACCAUCUCUCCGACGUCCUCCCUGGAGGAGGACAAAUGCUUCAAAUCACCUCCUUCAGAGGAAUGUUCACCACUUCCCCUGGAGGGGAAAACAGAGGAACUUGAGAUCACUGCUCACCAUGAUGAAGAUGAGGAGGAUGAAUAUGGAGAUCAAACACCAAACAUUGACAUUUCCCUUGGAAAACUACAGGAAGGAUAUGCUGUAUCCCAGAAACUGCAAGAGAAAGCCAAAGAAAGCGACAAGCCCAAGAGCCCUGAACCUGCUGCUUUGGAGUCUACACUGGACAAAAAGUUGUCCUCUCCUGAGUUGGAGGAAAGAACAGUCUCACCAAUUAGAGAUGUAAUUUCUAAAACAAUAGUUUCAGAUUUGGGUGGUUUUCCAGAGACUGAAGAUCGAUGCUUUAGUCCGGAUGACAGCACUGUGAAAAUGGCCUCUCCUACUCAGUCUGGCCCACCUAGUGCCACCCACUCCCCUCUUCGUCUAUCACCAGUGGAAGAUAAAGCCAAGACGUUCCCUGAACCGUUGCAGCAAGAACAGGAGAAACCAACCUUCCCCUCAGAGCUUAAAAUUGAUGAAAGUGACAAACAAAUAAUACAAACUGACAAGGAAGAAGAGUACAAAUCAGACACAAUUGCAAAACCUGAUAAAAAAGAAUUACAGAUUCAGGAACAGAAGGAACAAUCGGAACAGUCAUUGGUGAAAGAAGAGGAAAUAUCUCAAGAUGCAAAGUUGCCCACCACUAUAACAACCCCACUGACAGCAAAGGAGGAGGUUUCAUUGAAAAUGGGAGAUUUACCAGUAGAUCAAGAUGUAAUCAAAGGAGGAGUGAAGACAAGUGGAGAUGAUGAGAAAUAUCAAGAUAUUUUCCAAGCCAAAACCGUAGAAGUAGGAGAAAGUGGGUCUCUUGAUGUUCAUGAUCACACUGAUGAAACACUUGGAGUUAAAGAUGAGAAAAGAGAAAAAGAAAAGGAGCUUUAUGAAGAUGAGAAAGAAAAGGAGGAGAAACAAGAAGAUUAUAAGCAAAUAUCUCUCCCAGAGAUACAGAAAGUCUCAGAUGUAUCAGUAGUAGAAUCUAAAGAAAAACAGACAGAAAUAGCACAGCAGCAAGAUAUAGUAUCAGGAUCAGAGAAAAUAGAUUUGCUUCCUAAAGAUGAUGAGGUGUCUGAAAAAGUGUGUGAUAAGACAGAACAUGACACUAAGCAAGAUCAAGAAACUAAAUAUGAUAAGGAAAUUCAGCCUCAGGUUACAGAGUCAAAACCAGAAAAGGCUGACUUCCCUAUCAAACUGGAUCAUGAAAUGAAAGCGACAGAUGUGGUCAUUGAACAAACUCAAGACUUAAAAGUAUUACCACAUACACAAGUUGAAUUAUUGGAUGAAUCUUUAACAAAAGAUAGAAAGAAGGAGCAGCUAGACAGUGAAUUGACAGCACCAGAAAAAAUACAUACAUUAGAUGAGAUAAAGGACAAAAAAUCAGAAGUUACUGAAACUGGAACACUGCUGUCCACUUCACAAGAUGUUGAUGUAGAUCAUAUAAUUAAACAAAAGUCUGAAGAAACAGAGAAAGAAGUCAUUAAGCCUCAAACACAACAAUUAACUUUGGAAAAAACAGACAUAACCUCAAAAGAAGGUGUGGAUGAGAAACUUUCCCAGACAUCAUUGAUAGAAGACAAAACAAAACUGGAAGGAGAAUGCAAAGAAAAGACCAAGGAAGACAUGUACCCUGAAAUACAGCACCCAGACUCAUUGGAACAUGUUUCCCCAGUAACAGAGAAGCAUGUAAUGGAUACUGAGUCGAUUAUAGAAGUAAAAGAUACAGUGGUAGUACCAAAACAAGUUCAAGAAUCUAAGGAAGACCAAUCAGAACAAAUACACACUCUGGAUGAAACAUAUUUAUCAGACAAAGCUAAGGAGAAGCCUGUGGAUGAAAAAAUGGACGAAACACUAAAAUCUGGCCUUGAAUCUAAAGAUAAACAUGUAACAGAAAGCCAGCCUGAAGUCUUCCAGGUACCUUCAGAGGAAUUUGGGGCUCAGCUUAAGUCCGACAUAACAUGCAAAAGUGAUGAAGAAUCUAUAGAGAAACAUGAAGAGAAAUCAGAUUCUAUAGCAGAUCUUCGUUCAGAAAAGACAGCAGUACUUUCCAAAGAUGACAAACCAGAUCAAACAAAAGAUGAAAAACUAAGCACAUCUGAACUACCCACAGAUAAAGCUAAGAUCAAGGAAGAUGUUACGCUAACAGAAUCAGUUGUGGGAAAAGUUGAUGUUUCUCCAGAAACUGUUCAUGAACCAAAAGAUAAAGAUACAAAAGAUGACAAAUCCAAAGCCUUCGAACCUAUUUCUGAGAAAACUGAUUCCGUAGACAAAGAAGCUCAGUACUCUAAAGAGAAACAAGAGAGUCAGAUGAAAGAAGUUCACAUACCCACGUCCACUUCAGAAAUAACAGGUGUAACUGACAAAGAUAAAGAAACUAAAGAGAUACCUAAAGAAGACAGCAAAACACAAGAUCUUGAAUCAUCUUCUCAAAGGACAGAUGGCAUUUUAAAAGUGACUCAAUCUGAAGUAUCUGAUGAAAGAGACUCUUCAAAACCUGAAUUGGAAUCCAGAGAAAGUCCCAUCAAAUCAUUAUCUGAGCAAACUCCUUUAUCUGGAUCCGAUAAAGUAAUGGAUUCAAAACUGGACUUACCAUACAAAGAAGAACUUAGAAGUGAGGAUGCCCCCAAACUAGUGAUCCCAGCACCAUUGGAAAAAGAGCUGGAGAAAUCAGCUCUAGAAGAAACAAAACAAAUUUCAAUGUCAAGCUCAGAGACAGAAGAUGUGGACGAUCAGACCGAUAUUAUAGAUAGAACACAACAGCACAGAGAUGAUCAGCACCUGUCAACCUAUGAAACAGAAACCUUCCUUUCAGUAUCAGUGAAAACAGACAUUGGUGCUAAGUUGAAUUUAGAAUAUAAAGAAAAAUGUCUUGAGGAUAUUAAAACCGGAGCUUUAUUUUCAGUAACAGAAAAAACAGACAGUAGCAUAAAAACACCACUGGGCUCUGAAUUUCCAACAAAAUACUCAGACCAUGAAGAAAGUACUGAAGAAGAUGAAGGAGAUGCUGUCUGCAUGGGGGGUGCAGGUUCAAGACCAUUGUCAGUAGAACCACGGGUCUUAGAGGAAAGUAAGGAAAGUUCCACUGAACACAUCCCAUCUACAGCAGGCACUUUAAAAGAUGAAUUGGCAACUCCAUUAGAUGACAAAAAUGUAUUGAAAGACUUAACUAAGAUUUCACCGGAGUCAGAGAAAGACAGCAAGGAGUCCAAGACCAUUGCUCCUUCAGAACAUAGUACUACUGCAUCAGUACUUGACCUAUCAACUCCUGCAUCCAGUCAGGCAAGUGUUGAGGAGUUAAAAAAAACUGAAACACUGCCUUCCUCUACAGACACUGUCAAACCUGAGAAGGAAGUGCAGAGGGAGAUGGAAAGAGAGCGAGAGACGGUCUCUCCAGUGUUAGAAACAUCCUUGUCAUAUUUGCAAAAAGUAGACAGUUCUGAAAAGACCACUGAUGAAAAGACAAAAACAGAAAAAGAGAAAAUGGAUAUCAGCAGCACCUAUCAAACAGAAAAAUGGAGCUAUGAAGCUUCUAAAUAUGAGCCUUAUGAAAAACCAGUCUCAAAGGAGCUUGAGAAGGACGGAGAGGACAAAGACAAAUUUUCUAAAACGAACCUUGACAUAAAUGCAGGUGACAGUAGUAGAGUUAGCCAGUCAUCUCUGCAGGGAGCUGCAUGUCAAAUAGACGAACAAAGUGAUGAAGAACCAGUAUCAUUCAGCAAGGUUGACUAUGACAUGUCUUUCUCAGAGAUGAAGACUAGUGUCUUUAGUGGACCAAGUACCUGCUCUGAGCAAGAUAAUAAGGCAAGCUACCAAGAAGAAAUAGCUAGCAUGGGAGUAGACAAGAGUUCUGACAGCAAAACCACCCCUGUAGCUGGGUCAAGUUCAUUUACUUCCAGUGAAGUCCAAGACAAAUCAGAGAAAUUAGAAAGAGAAGAGAAAGAGAAAGAGAAGGAACCUGCCAGAGAGGACACAUCUUUCCGUAGAGAAGAAGAAAAAGAUACUUACUCUGAAUUGUCAUCAAAACUACCUUGUCCAUCUGUAUCCAGUCUGCCACAGCCUGAAAAGUUAGACACUGCUAAUGAGAAAGUGAAGGAUGUAAAGAUAGAAGAGACAGUGGCUCCAUCACAUAAACAGGUCUCUGAUAUUACUAUGACAUCUCUUGAAGCUGAGACGCAUGUAGAUGUUCUGACUUCCAAACAUGGGCUGGUUUCACAAGAUCAGAAAAUCUUAGAGACCACAACGAUACAAUCAACCUCAUAUCAGACUGAGAACAUACCAGAGAGUCAGACCAAAACAAGUGAAGAUAAGGUAGACAUAAAGUCAGAAAAGCAAGUAGAAGAAGCUUCAUCAGACAGCAAAAAAGACCAAACUUCUUCUGGUAGACUUACACCACCAGAGAAAAUGCUCCUGCCCAGUCAGUCAACUCCUGUAGGUGUAAGCAGCCAUGUUUCUGAUUCACCUCUUGAGGAGCAGCAUGUGCAGGACAACGCCCUUGCGUCAGAGUGCACAACUGUUUCAAGUUCUCUGACCAGCAAAUCACAGCUGGCAAGUGGAGAAACAGAAACAUACCCAGUCAAAAGUGAACAGAUUUUUGCAAAAGAAGGAGGUGAAUAUAAAGAUGAGGAAGAGGAAGGUGAAGAAGAGGAGGAGACCAGUGAUUUGGGUAUGGAAAAAGGUGCCAGAGAGAUUUCUGAGAAAGAAUCCAAAGCUGUAUCUGAUGCAAUGGAUCAGAAAUCAAGUGAGAAAAAACAAGAGCAGCCAUGUGUAGCAGAAUACUCUUCUAAUGAAAGCCAGAAGGAGGAUGUUGUAUCAAUAGCUUCAAAAGAUCCUUUACAGGGGGAGACAGCUGAAUCAUUUACUAAAGACAUUGUUACAGCAGGUCUUGCGUCUACAUAUGAGGUGGUAAGCACAAGCAUUGAGCAGUCAAAGGAAAAAGACAGCAGUUUGCCACAUCCCGAUCUAAGCAAGACUAGUGAGCAUAAGCAUGAAUGUGAGUUAGAGAAGGCCUCUGAUAAAAAGCACGAGGGAGCAAGUGCUCAAACUGUCAUGUUAGAUACAACUCAUUCUUCGUCCUCUUCAUCCUACAGUUAUUCCUCGUCGACCUCUGCCUCCUAUUCUACAGGUCAACACUUUGGUGAGGGACUUUUAGAGACUCCUAUUACUAUUCCCAGUGCUCAUUUGAGGACUGAUGCAGAUAGUAUAUCCUUUGAGUACUCUUCUUUCAAAGAAGAGGAAUCUCUUGCAAUAGAUUCAUCCUAUUUAAGCUCUGGGGUACAAUCAAGAGAUGAAGCCAUGGAAGUUUCUGAAAGGAUCACAUCUGCAACAGCUGAGUCUGUGUCCAGUCUUGCAAGGUUUUCUCCACUCAGUCCCCUGGAGGAGACUAAAUCUUUCCUUCAGGACCAGGCAUCAUCAGCAGAGGAAAAGUCAGAGGAAGAAUUAGCAAGUAUUAAAUCAGACAAAGAUCAGCCAUCUGACCAAAAAGACAUGUUGGCGACUGACCUACAGUGCUCAAAAGUCCCUGAUUCUUCCAAAACUGCACCUCAGCAGCUUGAAGUAGUUUCUACUUCACCUCCUAUGUUUGAUAUUGCUCCAUUAAAGAAAGCUGACUCAUCAGAAAAACAAUCCCAUGAAGAAUCCACUGAGAUUGAACAAGAAGAAGGGACCUUACCUUGUAGAAUUGAAUGUGACCGAGUUACACCCCAUGAUCAGAAAGGAAGCACAGAGUUAUUGCCUGGGCAACAUGUUGAUGUUACCUCAACCAUGCACUCCAUUCAGUCUAAUUUGGAGAUACAGUCACCUCAUUUGUCAGUAGAACAGUCAUCCAAUGGGCCAACAGAAGUUUGUACAGAUUCUCAUGUAGUUUCAAGUAAAGCAGAUGAAGUUGGUGCCACUUCCCUACCAGAGCCAAAACAGGCAGAGGUGGAAAAAGAGAAAGAAGAGAAGAAAGAUCAUGUAAAGGAUCAUGAGGUAGCUUGUGCUCCAAAAAAGCCAGAAGAUCAAGCGGAUCAGCAGAAGGAGAAAAAAGAAGAGUCGAAGGUAGAGGAGACAAUCCCAGGAAAAGAGAAGAUGGAUGAGAAGAAAGAGAGAAAAGAAGAAGAGAAGAGUAAGGAGGAUGAUAAGAUGGAAUAUGAAAAGAUUGAUAUGAAAGAGGAGAAGCAAGAAAUGCAAGUUAAAGAAAAAUCUGAAGAAAAGAAAGAGAGUAAAGAAAUGGGCGAUUUUAUGAAAGAAGUAAAAGAUGAGUUCAAAGAGAAAGAACAGAUGGGAACAGUCAAAGAAGAAUCUGACUGCAAGACAGAAGAGAGAAUGCAACCAGUGCAGGUAGAUUUGCCAGAAAAAGAUACCAAGAAAACAGAUGGAGAUGAGUCAAUUCAAAAAAGCACCUCUGCCUCUGAGAUGACUCAGGAGACUAGUACUACAUGUUUGACAGCUGUACCUGACAAAACAUUGGAUGUGUCUAAACAUCUGCAAGAGGAGAAAGAAAAGAAAGAACAGCUAGAACAUGACUUAAAAGGGCAGAAAGAUCUAACUGUGCCUCAUUCAAGUCAACAGAUCUCUAAGCCUACUACUACUACUACUACUACUGAAUCAGAGGUAGAUUUUACUCGACCUUCUGCACUCAGCAUGGACACCAGCUCCUCUCACUCACCUUCACUGUACAAACAUCGCAAAGGAGAACUUUCACCAUCAUUCAUUAAUCCAAGCCCACAUCAUUUAUCCAGUGAGGAGGAAGAGGAGGAUGUUAGAAGUGAUCGCUCAAAGGAUGAUGAUGAUUUUGACGAUGAACGUGAGCAACACUCUGUUAAAAGGCGAUCUCACAAACAACAGCGUCAUCAUUCUCAUAUCCACCAUGGAGACAGCAAGGAAGCAGUCCAUGCUCCUUCGAGUGGCAUGGCAAGUGGACAUGGAGUAUCACUUGCAGGAGAAGAAACUCCUCCAACCUCUCUGAGCGAGUCUCUUCCUUCUCAGUCUGACUCAGACGUACCACCCGAGACAGAGGAGUGUCCAUCCAUCACAGCUGAAGGAAACCUUGACUCUGAUGAGGAUGCAGAACAUUUACCAGUGGACAAAACGUCAGCUACUAGUGGAAGUGGAGGUGGUCUCCACUCAUCGUCUCCAAGGACCCAUGAUCCUCCACCUGCCCCGAUGAAAGACUCUGUCCCUCAACCCCCCAAACCUGAUGUGUGCAUGGUAGACCCAGAAGCGGUUUUAAAUGGGCAAAGCCACACAGAGAGACCUAUGAAGAAAGAGCUUAAAACCAACAAAGGGUUGAGGAAAACUUUAGGGAAGCAGAAGUCUGCAUCUCCAGCACGUAAAGGUGACGGAAGGAGCAGGAGGUCCACAACGCCUGUAAAACAGACAUCUAAGGACUCCUCACCUCAUCCCCCUUCUAUUAAAAGAUUAGAUUCUGAGAAGACCCUCCGUGUGUCUCGCACGCUCGAGACACAGGGUUCUAAGGGAGACAACUAUCCAGGAAAAGGACUUGUCAAUGGUGUAAAGAGCAAUACAGGUUCGAACCAGAAGUCCACCUCUGGAGCUUCCCCUGGACCAGCUUUCUAUGUUGACCUUGCCUACAUUCCAAAUCACUGCAGUGCUAAAAAUGUAGACCAAGAAUUUUUCAAACGGGUGCGUGCUGCUUACUAUGUAGUGAGUGGAAACGACCCAGGCAGUGGAGAACCAAGUCGUGGCGUACUGGAUUCGCUACUUGAAGGCAAAGCACAGUGGGGAACCAAUCUGCAGGUGACGCUGAUUCCUACCCAUGACACGGAGGUGACUCGUGACUGGUACCAGCAGACUCACAAGAAGCAACAGGAUCUGAACAUAAUGGUCUUGGCCAGUAGCAGCACAGUCGUUAUGCAAGAUGAGUCUUUCCCUGCCUGCAAAAUAGAAUUUUAGGCAUGCUUUGUAUUUAGGGACAUAUAAUUUCUCCUUAUUAAUUAAGACUAAUUAAGACAGUGUAUUCCUUACCACCCACAGCGUUGCAUCCUACUGACUGCCAUUUAUAGUUUGUAUCUUAGCCUGCAACAGCAGCAGAUCCUUGUGCUCCAAGGCCUUACAAAUAAGCUUUGGUUUAGAAUCCUGAUUUUAUGUUGUGUGCUAUUUCAUUGGGCUUGCAAGACCUAGGCAAAGACUGUGAGGUUGUGAGGUUAAUUUAACAGAGGUUAUGACAAAAGCCUUCCUUUGUUUGUUGUAUAUUUAGUUUAUUUCCAUAUUCCCAGUGGUAAUCUUUGAGAGACAUGUUCACAUUCAGAUGCCCUAAAUAUGAAUUUGAAGCACAAAAUACCCUCUGCAAUUUAUUACUGUAGAACAUCAAUCCAAUCCAAUCCACAGAUUUUCUUCAUUAUGAAAGUUAACAUGCUUUGUUACACAUUUAUUGUAACAUGAAUCCUGUAGGAGUAAUUUGUCUGCAGAAAUCGAAUAACCCUCUAUUUCAGACAACAAAACAGAGAAAAGGUGUGAGUAAGGUAUCAAAGGCGUGUGUGUGUGUAUAUACAGUAAGUUUCAAAGACUUAAAUCAUGCUACUCUGAAAAGGCACAUACUCUGCACAUACCAGCAAAAACAAGCUAGCAACCAGCCAACAAACAAGCAAACAAACGUAUAAAGCUUAUGCAAGUGCCAAAUCUAAAUUCUGUAUUCCCACAGCUAAAAGACGCUUUUUAAAGUAUUCUGUGAGAUGAAUCCAAAUUUUUGUGUUCCUCAUAAUUUAAUUUGUGACCAGGGGUUUGUUGAUGUAGUACGUUUGUGCCUUUAAGGAUAUGGCACUAUAUAUAGAUGACCAGCAGCUUUGUGGUAUUUGGCUGACUCUUGUAUACCUGUUGUGGGUGAGGUUAAAAAAAAAAAUCUGUUAAGAACUGAAAUCCGCUAACAGUGUAAAAGGGUUAUACAUUGGUUUUAGUUUCAUUAAUGCAUGAUGCUUGCGCAGCUUCUCAGAUGGUGCAGUGUUUAAGGGUUUUGUUUUUAUAAUGUAAUAAUUCUUUGUGUAUUCCUCGACUUUACAUAAGAAUGACUUCUGAUAGGGUCUAUGGUACGUUAUUGUCAAUUUUAUAAUUUUUAAUUUUCAAGAGCUCAGAUGAGGUUUUUAGUUCAGAAGUAUCUUUGUAUGGUUCAGCACAAUGCUCUGAUUCUGAUAAUCCUGUUAAGGCAACAGUUACACAUUAUUUAUAGCCAGAACCAUUCAUUAGCUUUGCUUUGAAUGGAAGUGACGGCGGUUUAUGUAGCAGUAUUAUAUGUGAGUGUGUAAAUGAUGGCUUGCAUGAGAAGCGAGCACUAUUUCACUUAUACACUUCACUUAUACACUGAAGAAAUGGAGAACAUGGGCCCCUGUCAUGUGCCUUCUGCAUUAACCGUUUAGAGACAGAAUAAGGGUUUACAGAAAAAUGCUGAAACACUUUACAUCACAUGGAAAAUAUACAGCACUUUGGAACAUGAAACAGAUUUUGACAAUGAGGAUUUAAAAGUCCUUAGUAGCCUUAUACCACAUGUACAGUGACACAUGAUGGACUGUCCUAUUCUAAAGUGUAUCCCAAACAAUGCAAAAUUAUAAAUAGUUCACUAUUUUGCACAGAGAAAGAUAGCAGUUUUUUAAAUGUGAACAAGAGCCAUUACAGCAAAGGAGUAUGGGUAGAUAAAAUGCGUGUAAAUAUUUGCAUAAACGACAUUGGGAUUAUUAGGUUAUUUUAAUUAAAGAGAAAUAUUUAUUGAGAGGUACUUCUAAUAUUUACCGAAGCUUGAAUAUAACAUAAUUGAUUGACUCUAGUAUGGCAUCCUAAAUGUAUGAUCAUGUAUAAUCAUGUGUGUCUGUGUAUAUGCGUACAUUCAGUGAGUGAGUUGGAAGUCGUGGAUUGAGUACAAAUAAUCUAAAAUCCCUAGAACAACAUCACUAAUAGACAUUGUUUUGAAUGAAGUUAAUUUUACUUAUAUUUAUUUGACAGCUUCAGUAUUACCUUUGUAUUUACCGGAGUGUUUUGAUGUCAUUUUCGUUAAUUUUCACAUUUAAUUUUCUAAAACAUGAUACAAAUGUCUCUACAUCUCUGUUAGUGUAUAUGUUAAAGUAAAUGCUUAUUAGUUCUGUUUGUUAAAAAAAAAAUUAGCCAGCGUUUUAUUCAUAUUUACUAUUGUGGUAAGUUACUGUUUGCAGAACAGACUGAGAUUAAGUCAGGGACCGUGUAUGAAAGAUUUAAGUCCUAAUUCCUGUGACAGGCAAUUUGCUGCAAUUUUGUUAUAAGCUUCUAAAUCCAUUUGAACAAUCUUUUUGUGGUAAAUUUUUAUGCCAGUUUCUUCACUUAAAGAAACAAAGCCAAGCUAAUACUAUAGCACCUGGGAUCUUAAAACGGACAAUUAAGUUCAUGUCUUAAUUGCUUACUUCAGAAAUGUUUGAUUCAGUAUUAUGGACUGCAGUUGACUGUAUUUUUUGUUUCAAAGUCAGUUUAUUAUUUUUUUUUUUAAAUGGAAAUUGAUUAGUUUUGUUUUUUUUGUUCAGGCAUAGUGCCAUUGUUUUCCUGGAUGGUUAAUGCUUCAAGUCCAAAGCAAUGAAAUUACCUCUGGUCCUGUCGACCUGAUAAAUGACAUGAGCCUAAAUGACUGAAAUGCUCUCUAAUCUCACCAUGAACAUAUAACUAUACACCAAGAACAAUAUGUAUUUUUGAUAGGUGAACUGUACUAAAAAUGGGAUUGUGUACUGUAUGUUCAUAGGUAUGGAUAUAUUUUAAUAUUUGGCCUUAGGAACAAAUACUGUCUGAUCUUGUUGAUUAUGUGUGAUUGCUGUGCACAGAACUCUGUGCAAUGUAUGCACUAACUUCAUAUUAUUGAAUGUAUAAGUUGCUUUGCUGGAUGCUGCUUGAACAAAACAAAGAGCUAGCAAAUAUGCAUAUGGUACAGUGAACUCUGAGCGAAAUGAUGACAAGACUGUGAUAAGUUUAUAUGUAAAAACAUAACUGUAAACUCAAUCAGAUAUUACCGAUCUCAGUAAUGAUGCAUUACUCUCUCCAUACCAGAAGACUCAUACAGACUACAGUUACGAAGUUUUCUUCUCCUGAAUGACUUGAAUUAUACAUGACAAAAUCUAAAAAGCAGUGCAACAUCUCUGCUUACGGACACUUACAGACACCAAUCAAAAUAGCAAAUGGAUACAAACUUACUCUUGUGAAGCAUUUUCAUUUUGGAGCAUUUUAGCAUCAGUGGAAAUUUACUUUGCAAAAAGGGAAAACAAAAAAGACUUCAGAAAUAAGAUACCUCUUUUGGUUCAUUUCCAUACUCCUGAGUCCAUUCUCCAAAAUGAACGGCUUUAUCCGCCCUUACAUCACGCCAACGCAUCAAUUUCUGCAUGUGAUCUUAUUAGUUAUAAUCCUGAAUGUACUUCUUUAAUAACUAAAACAAGAACACUAUUUUAAAAGGUAUAUUUGAACAAGCUAAUUGUCUUAAUAGUACUGAAAUAUGCAUAUUAUUGGGCUUUGCUUCUGUUUGCCCUAAGACGUUGUUGAGAAGAUGCUGUGAUAGUUCCUGUUUUUUGCUGCUGUAUGUGUCUUAAUUUUGUUCCUCUUUAGUGCAAUAUAACAAAUGAGCUCUUUCAAAUCCAAACACAAACUUAGAUUUCUGCUUACUGUAAAACGGAACCAUCCUAGUCAUC